AUGGAAAACACAGUUAGAGCAGAACCGUCAGAUGAGGUACAAGUCCCCGGUCCAUCAACUUACUCCCCUGUUGAUUGUUUUGAAGCGCUGCAAACUCAGCAAGAGGAAAUAGAGAAGACAAUCAAAGAAAGUGGACCCUUGGUCAGUGAGCUGUUGCCAUUGUCUACACUAGCAGAAGACUUUAAUGAGCACACUGUGUACCUUGAGAAGCUGGAGUUGUUGAAGAAGCGCUACGGUAAAAUGCGUCGAUUACGUCGUGAUGGGAAUUGUUUCUAUCGUGCGUUUGGUUUUGCAUACAUGGAGUAUCUAAUGCAGGGCAAGAGGAAAGAGGAGGCCAAAAGAUUCAUUCGUUUCUGUGAUGAAUGCAAGGAAUUCCUCAUCUCCGUCGGCUACACUGAAUUCACAGUGGAGGACUUCCAUGAACAGUUUACUGGAAUGGUUGAAAAGCUGGUACUCCAGGACAGUUCACUGUCAGAGUUGGAAGAUCUCUUCAACAACCAAUCCUACUCCGAUUACUACGUUGUCUUUCUUAGACUCUCCGUGUCCAGCUACAUGCAACGCAACGAAUCCUUCUACUCCAACUUCAUCCCGGAUAAUAAGACUGUCCGCAGGUUCUGUGAAACGGAGGUCGAGCCGAUGGGUCUGGAGUGCGACAACGUCCACGUAGCUGCACUGGCCUUGGCCAUGGAUGUACCAAUUAAGAUCGAGAAUUGCCAACAAUCAGGCGAGUUGAAUAGCCUCGAAUUCCCCGGUCGGGAGAACGCGAGUUCGGGCGAACAUGCUGCCGCGCCUGUUGUGCUGCUCUAUCGACCCGGACACUAUGACAUUUUGUAUGCCUGA
Molecule: messenger RNA, 840 nt
Organism: Echinococcus granulosus
Lineage: Eukaryota; Metazoa; Platyhelminthes; Cestoda; Cyclophyllidea; Taeniidae
Product: Ubiquitin thioesterase
Exons: 8
Coding region: 1-840 (279 amino acids)
Biological process (GO): protein K48-linked deubiquitination
Cellular component (GO): nucleus
Molecular function (GO): ubiquitin binding; cysteine-type deubiquitinase activity
Source: RefSeq, a predicted model, not a curated record